Molecule: messenger RNA, 381 nt
Organism: Suillus paluster
Lineage: Eukaryota; Fungi; Basidiomycota; Agaricomycetes; Boletales; Suillaceae
Exons: 2
Source: RefSeq, a predicted model, not a curated record
CACCAUACAUUGGCAUUUGAGCAGCAGGAUAGACAGGAGCAGGAGCUGGGGCAGGACAGGAGUAGGAGGGAGAUGAUAGCCACCAAAUCCUGGAGGAUAGACAGGGACAGGAGGAGGAAGAGGGGGGACCAGGAGGAAAAUAGCCAAAGCCUGGAGCAGGUGGGGGUGGUGGUGGGUGAUGAGCACGCCAUUGACGAUGCGCCUCAUGACGCUCAAUUGCAUUACAUACAAUAUGGGGAGCAUCUGGUGCUACAGGGGCAGGAUCAUUUUGCGGUAGACGUUGUGCAGGAGGCGAGCCAAGAUUACGUUGAUUUCUCUCGGCUUGACGCGCAGCAGACUGGGCUCGUUGAGGGGAAGUGGGUGGAGUUGAAGGAAGCCUAA